Molecule: messenger RNA, 1386 nt
Organism: Scomber scombrus (Atlantic mackerel)
Lineage: Eukaryota; Metazoa; Chordata; Actinopteri; Scombriformes; Scombridae
Product: S-adenosylmethionine synthase-like
Exons: 9
Coding region: 42-1229 (395 amino acids)
Biological process (GO): S-adenosylmethionine biosynthetic process
Cellular component (GO): cytosol
Molecular function (GO): ATP binding; methionine adenosyltransferase activity
Source: RefSeq, a predicted model, not a curated record
UCCAGUUCACACCGUGUCAGGAAACUUUUGAAAGGGGCAAAAUGAAUGGCACAACGGAAGGGAACUACGACUGCUUCCUCCAGGAUGGCUCCUUCAUGUUUACCUCUGAGUCUGUGGGAGAGGGACAUCCUGAUAAGAUUUGCGACCAGAUCAGUGAUGCUGUGCUGGACGCUCACCUGAGGCAAGACCCGGAUGCUAAGGUAGCCUGUGAGACCGUGUGUAAGACCGGCAUGGUGCUGCUUUGUGGUGAGAUCACGUCUCGGGCCAACGUGGACUACCAGCGGGUGGUGAGAGAAACCAUCCGACACAUUGGUUAUGACAGCUCAGAGAAAGGGUUUGAUUAUAAGACCUGUAAUGUGCUGGUGGCCCUGGAGCAGCAGUCCAAUGACAUCGCACAGGGAGUUCAUAUCGACCGUGUGGAGAGAGACAUUGGAGCUGGAGACCAGGGUCUGAUGUUUGGAUAUGCCACAGAUGAGACAGAAGAGUGUAUGCCCCUCACCAUAAUGCUCGCUCACAAACUCAAUGCAAAGAUGGCCGAACUGAGACGAAAUGGGACGGUCCCCUGGCUCCGCCCGGACUCCAAGACACAGGUGACAGUUCAUUACGCCCAGGAGAACGGCGCUGUGAUCCCAAAGAGGGUUCACACUGUGGUGAUCUCAGUGCAGCAUGACGACUACGUGAGCCUGGAGGAGCAGAAGAAGGUGCUGAAGGAGAAGGUCAUCAAGGCUGUGGUUCCAUCAAGGUACCUGGACGAGGACACCGUCUACCACCUGCAGCCCAGCGGACGCUUUGUGAUUGGUGGACCACAGGGUGAUGCUGGAGUGACGGGCAGGAAGAUCAUCGUUGACACGUAUGGUGGUUGGGGGGCUCACGGGGGCGGGGCCUUCUCCGGGAAGGACUACACCAAGGUGGACCGCUCGGCUGCCUACGCCGCCCGCUGGGUGGCAAAGUCUCUUGUGAAGGCCAAUCUGUGCAGGAGGGUGCUGGUGCAGGUGGCGUAUGCGAUCGGAGUGGCUCAUCCACUCUCCAUCUCCCUGUUUACAUACGGCUCUUCUUCCAAAACCGAGAUGGAGCUGCUUCAGAUCGUCAAUAAGAACUUUGAUCUCCGACCCGGCGUCAUUGUCAGAGACCUGGACCUGAAGAGACCAAUCUACCAGAAGACGGCCUGCUACGGACACUUUGGCAGAAAGGACUUUCCCUGGGAGAUCCCGAAAAACCUCAACUUCUAGAGUUUCUAGAGUUUCUAUGUACCAGUGUGUGUAUAUAUGUGUGUGCGAGAGCGAACGAGCAGAGUGUCAGUGAUAUAUCGACAGCUGCCCUCAUGCUCCUGUAACCCAAUAAGAGAAAGGCAGCUGCCAGUGAACAGGAGAGGGGACGGAGGGGCGG